GUCGGUCCAAAAAGAACCGUUAGUCCGCUACUAGUUUACAAACCAUUCUUGAAUUGCCAUGGCAACCCCAGCUGACGUGCCAUACACGUAGAUAGAAAAAAAGCCCGAUUUUUAACAAUAUCUCAGCUAUAUUAGUUUAACAAUAGACUAAUAGUAAUUUUCAUUUUUUUUUCUUCCUCAAUCAUUUUAAAAAUUAGUGAUGUAAAUUUUAUUUUUAUACAAAAAAAAACCGAGAUAAAAACUGUACAAAAUUUUUUGUAGCUUCCUCCGAGGUGAUAUAUUCAAAGGAGUUCAAGUUUUGAUUUUUCGAUCUUGUCGGACCGAGAAGCGGCAUAAUGCAGAAGAGGGAAGGCAGGGAGACGACGGCUCACGACAAGGAAGAACAAGGAAAGAAGAAAAUGGGCGAAUUUCAAAGGACGACGAUGCACUCACGUCGGCACACCGCCAACACGGUUCAAUCCAGUGCCGGAGUUUUAAUGGUCGGACCCAAUUUCCGUGUCGGCAAGAAAAUCGGCUGCGGCAACUUCGGCGAACUCAGACUAGGAAAAAAUCUGUAUAACAACGAGCAUGUAGCCAUUAAAAUGGAACCGAUGAAAUCGAAAGCGCCCCAAUUACAUUUAGAAUAUAGGUUCUACAAACUCCUGGGAUCCCAUGUCGUUCGCUCCACCAAGUCUGUCAAAACACGCCGGGGGACUCUGCACUUUCAAACAUUCAAAACCCAAAAAGUCGAAAAGGGGGUGCCGCAGGUCUACUACUUCGGGACGUGCAAUCAGUACAACUGCAUGGUUUUGGAGCUGCUCGGGCCCUCUUUGGAAGACCUCUUUGUGCUUUGUAACCGGAAAUUCACUCUCAAGACCUCGCUCCAGAUAGCGAUACAAUGCCUCCAUAGGAUAGAGUACGUACAUGGUCGACAUCUUAUUUAUAGGGAUGUAAAACCAGAGAAUUUUCUAAUUGGUAGGAGUGCAAAUAAAAAAGAUAAAAUUAUACAUAUAAUAGAUUUCGGUUUAGCUAAGGAAUAUAUAGAUUUAGAAACAAACAAACAUAUACCUUACCGGGAACACAAGAGCUUAACGGGUACGGCAAGGUAUAUGAGUAUUAAUACACAUUUAGGAAAAGAACAAAGCCGACGGGAUGAUCUGGAAGCACUUGGUCAUAUGUUUAUGUACUUUCUGAGGGGCUCUUUGCCAUGGCAAGGCCUUAAAGCAGAUACUCUUAAAGAACGGUAUCAAAAAAUAGGGGACACUAAAAGGGCCACACCAAUCGAAGUCUUAUGUGAAGGCCAUCCUGAGGAACUUGCCACCUAUCUUCGAUACGUUAGGAGGUUAGAUUUUUUUGAGACUCCUGAUUAUGAGUACCUAAGAAAAUUAUUCACCGAUCUCUUCGAAAAACGUGGCUUCGUUGAUGAUUCGGAGUUCGAUUGGACUGACAAGACAAUGUCUACGCCAGUUCCAUCAGUCCAAACUGGACAUGAAAUUGUAGCAGCUAGUGGUGGUGGACGGAUCCGUGGCCCAGGACUUACUAAGGGUGGAGGUCAAGAAUGGCCGGAAGUUAACCCUUUCACCAAUCGGACUCAUCUUUCGCCAGCAGACAGACAUGGUUCUGUUCAGGUUAUGAGUUCGACAAAUGGAGAAUUGGCCAAUGAUGAUCCGACAGCAGGCCAUUCAAACACACCCAUCACGUUUCAGCCCGAAGUGGAAUUAGUGGAUGAAACAAAGCGUUCUUUCUUAUUUCUAUCCAGGUGCUGUUGUUUUUUUAAACGUAAGAAGAAAAAAAGCGGCCGUGGGAAGUGACUAGCAGUUGUACAAUGUAGUCCAGAAAGAGAAGCGGUAACAUUGCUCCAGGCGACCUCUCAGUCCAACUCGAGGGACAGUGUUCUCAACCCUGCUAUCACAUGAGCGACAACGUGCCCUCAGACUGUAUGGGAGAUUCGGUUUAACCAAAACCAGUUUUAGAAUGAACAAUCCGUCACAUUACAUUUAUUUUUUUUUCUAUUGUCGUCUGGCUGUUAUUAUUUAUUUAAUUUUUUUCUUCCAAUGAUAAUUAACUUAUUAUUGUACCAAAGUUUUCAGAUGAAAUGAGAUUCAAAAUUGAGUCUAAAUGUCCAUUAUUCUUCAUCUUCUUUAGCUCAACCUUUUUAAACUAAAAUCUUUCAAUUAAAAACAUUAAAAAAAUAAAGUAUUUUACUUUGCUUAGUAGUAAAAAGUUAAGGGACCUUGCAUUUUAAAAUUGACACCUGUCACGUUCAAAUUCUUUAUUUACUUUUUUCGAAUUUAAUAUUUGUUUACAUAACCAAGUCAAUAUAUAAUUAUAUGUACAAUUUUUACUUGAAGCAGUGCUAAUGAAUUUUGAUGUGGUUGAAAUUUUGAGAGGUGUACGCAUCUCCCAAAACGUUAAAUCAAUUUAAAUAAAUAUAAUUAUGCAUUUUGAGUCAUUUUUAGUAUUAGUUAAAAGAAAUUAAGUUAAGACAUUUUGUAUCAUUAAUUUAUUUUAUAUCCAAUUUAAACUAGCUGUUUCAGUGA
Molecule: messenger RNA, 2519 nt
Organism: Cimex lectularius (bed bug)
Lineage: Eukaryota; Metazoa; Arthropoda; Insecta; Hemiptera; Cimicidae
Gene: gish
Product: casein kinase I
Exons: 14
Coding region: 336-1790 (484 amino acids)
Biological process (GO): peptidyl-serine phosphorylation; positive regulation of canonical Wnt signaling pathway; endocytosis
Cellular component (GO): nucleus; plasma membrane; cytoplasm
Molecular function (GO): ATP binding; protein serine/threonine kinase activity
Source: RefSeq, a predicted model, not a curated record